AUGAUUUUAGAGCCCAUGGAGGAAACUGGUAAGGGUCUAGGUUUAUCUUCUAAAACCGAAACCCUAGAUGGCGAAGCUGGUGUCCCGCAGAAAGAGUCCUGUAUUGAUGAAGCCGACACUGUAGUGGUUUCAGAUUCAGGUGUUUUUGAUGUUAGUGAGAGUGAUGAGAAUGAGAAACAAGCGAGAGUUGAUGUUGGUUCUGUUACUAAGGAUAGCGUUGAGAAGACAGUUAGCUCUGAUGAUGUUGAAAAGACUGAUGCUGUCACAGAGCCUGAGACUGAUGGGAAUCAAAUGGAGUGUGAAGGAGAUGCUGGAGCUGUUGAGGUGAAGCCCGUUAAUGGCGAAAGUCAUGAGAGUGCAGGAAAAGAGGAGACUGUGAUCUCUGGUGGGAAUGAGGUGACCGAUGAGAAGGGAAACUGUGAAGUUGAAGAAGCUAAUGAAGAGAAUGGUGAGAUGCUUUCUGCUGCAGAGGAUGAAGCGGAUCAAGAGGAGGAAACAAGAAGAGAAAGUGAGGAGGAUGAGAAGGAAAUGGAUGUUGAUAGCAAGCAUGCGAAUGAAGAGAAUGAUUCCGAUGUAGCAAAGGAAAUGGAAGUUGAUGAACGGAAUAAAAAUGCUGAUUUGGCAACUGAUCUUACCGGAGCAGUUGAACCUGCUGAUUCGGAAAACCGAAACAGUCCCUCUGAAGAUGCUGCUACAGGUGAAGUUGAACCGGUGGAUCAUCAUGCGCUUUUUGAUCCAAGUUCUGAUAUUACCAACUUUAUUGAUUUCAGUGGUGUAUCAUCUUGGUCAGGAAAUAUACAAGACCUUAAAACUGAAACCGCGAAUGUAUCUUUGAAAGAGGAUAAGAAAGCUACAGAGUGUCCAACAGAGGCUUCUGAUGCAGUUAUGGAAUCUGACGAAAACCAAGAAGAGAAGGGUCAUGAAUGCUUAGAUGAGAAAGCAGUAGAUCAACAAGAUACGCUGAGUAAGGAAGAUGAUACAGUUCAUGAAGCUCCAAGUAUCGAUCCAAAUCACAAGGAAGAUACAGAAAUGGAAGAAAAUCCAAACAAUUUUGAAUUCGCUGACGAUGGAACCGAUUCUGACAUGAAAAGCAAUGGUGUGAAACGAAAGGCUGAUGCCCUGAGUGAGGAUUCACCAGGAGAAGGUAGGAAGACUGUUUCGUUUGCGAAGGUGUCUUUUGCCCAAAGGCCGUCCUUUAAGAUCGGUGCAUGCAUAGCCAGAGCUGCUAGUCAGAUGGCAGGAUCUCCUUCAGUUUUGAAGGGUAGUAACUUCGGUGAUGAAACUCUUUCUGUGGAGAGUUUUGUAUCCCAGCUUCACUGUGUAGCAACAGACCCUGUCAAAGAGAACGUUGUAUCUGAGAUUGCUGCUGGCUUUUUCUUAGAUUUCCGAAACUCAUUGGCUUCGCAGCAAGCUACCCCAGAGAAGGUGAGCAAUAAAAGAGGUAGACCAUCCAAUUCUAGUGCAGGAGGAACCGAAGCAUUUGAGUUUGAGGAAAUGGGCGACACGUACUGGACUGACAGGGUGAUCCAUAAUGGUGGUGAAGAGCAAACACCAACCACUGAUAAAGAAAACUAUCAAGUUGUGCCCGUUGAGUUGAAACCUGCUCAGAUUAAAAGGACUCGUCGACCAUACAGAAGACGACAGUCUCUGAUCAGUACUCCUCCUCCUUCAGCUACAGACAAACCGGCAAACUUUGAUGAGAAUGCACCAGCUGAGCUUAUAAUGAACUUUUCUGAAACGGAUACAAUACCUCCUGAGAAGAGCCUGCGUAAAAUGUUCAGGCAUUUUGGACCAAUAAGGGAGUCGCAGACUGAAGUUGACAAGGAGAAUAACCGGGCUAGAGUAGUCUAUAGGAAGAGUACUGAUGCCGAGGUUGCUUACAACAGCGUAGGAAGAUUCAGUAUCUUUGGAACGAAGACUGUGAAUUACGAGCUAAGGUAUACAAUUACUGAAGCAUUCAAAGUUGAGCCUUAUGUUGUGUCUUUAGGCGAUGUUAGUGGAACUGAUCAAAACCCAGAUGAUGGAGGUCCAGCUACUGGUAAUGGAGGCUUAAAAGCUGGAGAUGACAAUCCGGGUAAUUCGGUUUCUGAUGUGAAACAUGUGAAAGCUGAUGUUGCGAGUCUUGAAGAUUUGGUUGCGAUUAAGGAUAACGUUGAGGAGACAGUUAGCUCUGGCGAUGUUGAAAGGACUGAUGCUAUCACAGAGCCUGAAACUGAGAAAAAUCAAAUGGAGUGUGAAGGAGAUGCUGGAGUUGUUGAGGUGGAGCCGGUAAAUGGUGAAAGUCACGAAAAUGCAGGAGUGGAGGAGACUGUAGUCUCUGGUGGGAAUGAGGUGACUGGUGAGAAGGAAAAAUGUGAAGUUGAAGAAAAAAGUGGCGCUCAUGAUGCCGAACAAAAUGUUCAGACUGAGUCACAGCAAAUUUCAGUCGAUCGUGAGAUGCUUUCUGUUGCAGAAGAGAAAGCGGACCAAGAGGAGGAGACAGCAAGGAAAAGUGAGGAGGACGAUAACAAAAUGGAUGUUGAUAGCAAGCAGGCGAAUGAAGAGAAUGUUGGUCUCCAUGAUCCGGGAUCUGAGACCAAAGAGGCUAAUGAUUCAGAAUCUGCACAAGUUCCAGAGGAGCCUACCCAAUUAAGCAAAGAGGACUCGAAAGAAGAAAACCCAGGAAAUCUUUCGGAAGUUAGCUCUGCUGCUGAAAUGUGUCGUGAAGAAGAAAUAACCAAUGUUAACCAUAAAGAAGAAAACAGAGAAGCCAUGGAAAUCGAUAAUGCUACGGAGGAGGCGGUGGAAAAUAAUGUUACAGCAGGUGGUGUUUUGGACGAGGCUGGCAAUGAAUCUGCAGGUGCAAGUAUUUUACAAACCCAAGAUGUUCCAAUAGCUGAAGCUAACAGGAAUGAUUCGAAUGUAGUAAAGGAAAUGGAAAUGGAAAUUGGUGAACGGAAAGAUGAUGCUGAUAUGGCAACUGAUCUUACCGGAACACUUGAAUCUGCUGAUUUAGCAAAUCCAAACAGUCCCACUGAAGAUGCUGCUUCAGGAAAUAUACAAGACCUUGAAGCUGAAACCGGGAAUGAAACUUUGAAAGAGGAUAAGAAAGCUACUGAUAUGGCAGAGGGAGUCGCCACUGUCGAGACCCUUAAAUCUGUUGACGCUAAAGUGAAUGCUGAAUCCCGUGAUGAAGUAAGGUUAAGUGCCGAAGGUGUUGAAAAUGAAUCGAACGAAGCCCCUGUUGCCACGGAUUGUCAAAAAGAGGAUUCUGAUGCAAUUUUGGGAUCUGAAGAAAACAAAGAAGAUAAUCAUGAAUACGUAGAUCAACAAGAUUCAAUGAGAGAGGAAGGUGAAAACAACUGGCAGGGAUCAAGAGAAGUAAACGAUGAAGUGGCUCAAUGGAAUUUGGAGGCCCUUGCUUGAAGUUAUGUUAACUUUUAGGUAGAGAGUUAGGCUGUGUAAUAAUAAUAGUUCGAGAGAACAUAUAUGUUUAUGUCAUGUGUAAUUGUCGAGUCUAGAGAGAGGCAAUCUUCUUUGUUUUAGUGAUAAAAACAUUUGUAUUUGCUGUUGUUAUUAAACAAAGGGAUAUUAGGAGAGAGUGUUGUUGAAGAGAUUUGGAGCACUAAACUUGGAGAGCCUUAGGUUAGAUGAGAUGAUUCGAUUCGACCAAGUUUGGCUACUACUCAAAUUUAUGCAAUAUUUGUUUUGGUUUUUAAUUUUUACGCAGGGUUGUUUUAGUAACUUUCAAAAGGUUGAUCUGAAAAUGUUAAAACGAUUAGGGUUUUAAAAGAAAUUCGAGAAAAGGUCAAGGUUUAUCUCAAACAAAAUAAAUAUUCAGAGCGGAAGGAUACAUAGGUCUCUCUCUCUCCCCGGACAUCGACGCUUCUUCUUCUUCUUCUUCUCCACGCUCGGCUCUGUAACUGAAACCUAAAGCUCUCACCUUGUUUCUUUUCUCCAAUUCUGGCAAGAUCUAAAGAGGUAAUUUUCCGUCGAUUUCAGCUUUCCCAUUGUUAAUUUCACUUCCGGUGUUAGUGCAAUCUAGAACUUGCCCUGAUUCCCGUUCCAAGUCUGGGCUCUCGCUAUAUAAAGAUUUAUCGAUAUAUUCGAGUGAUUGAGCUGCAACCAGAUAAUUCCAUGGAGGAACAGAGAGAGGAAAGUGAGUUUGUUUGCGAUUACGGAGAGCCCAUGGAGGAAAUUGGUAAGGGACUAGGUUUAGCGUCUAAUUCUAAAACCCUAGAUGGUGAAUUUGAUAUCGAAGAUGCCAACACUGUAGUGGUUUCGGAUUCAGAUGUUUGUGAUGUUAGUGAUUUUGAUGAAAACCCAAAUCAUGGAGGUUCGGCUACUGAAGAUGGCAAUGCGGAUAACUCGGUUUCUGAUGAGAAACUAGCGAGACUUGAUGUAAGAAGCGUUGAGGAUAGCGUUGAGAAGACAAUUAGCUAUGAUGAUGUCGAAACGACUGAUGCUAUCACAGAGCCUGAAACUUAUAGGAAUCAAAUCGAGCGUGACGGAGAUUCUGGAACUGUUGAGGUGAGGUCGGUUCAUGGUGAAAGUCAUGAAAGUGCAGGAGAAGAGGAGACUGUGAUCUCUGAUGGGAAUGAGGUGACUGAUGAAAAGGAAAACUGUGAAGUUGAAGAAAACGGUGGUGCUUAUGAUUCCGAAGAGAAUGUUCAAACUGAAGUGUCCCAGCAAAGUUCAGUCGAUGAUGAGACGCUCUCUGUUGCAGAAGAUGAAUCGGACCAAGAGGAGGAAUCAGCAAGGGAAAGUGAGGAGGAUAAUAAGGAAAUGGAUGUUGAUGGCAAACACUCGAUUGAAGAGAAUGAUGCUCUGCAUGAUCCAGGAUCUGAGACCAAAGAUGCUAAGCAUUCAGAAUCUGCAAAAGUUCCAGUGGAGCCUAACCAACGAAGCAAAGGAGAAGCGAACGAAGAAAACCCAGGAACUGUUUUGGAAGUUAGCUCUGCUGGUGUAAUAUGUCGUGAAGAAGAAAUAACCAGUGUUAACCAAAUAGAAGAAAACGGAGAAGCCAUGGAAAUCGAUUAUGCGACAGAGGAGCUGGUGGUAAAGAAUGUUACGCUAGGUGGUGUUUUGGAUAAUGCUGGUAUACAAACCCAAGUUGGUCGGAUAGCUGAAGCUGGCGGGAAUGAUUCCAAUGUAGUGAACGAAAUGGAAAUUGAUGUUGAUAUGUCGACUGAUCUUACUGGAUCAAUUGAAUCUGCUGAUUCAGAAAACCAAAACAAUGCAUCUGAAGAUUCUGCUACAGGUGGCGUUGAGCCGUUGGAUCAUAAUGCUUUUUUUGAUCCAAGUUCUGAUAUUACCAACUUUAUUGAUUUCAGUGGUGUAUCAACUUGGUCAGGAAUUAUACAAGACCUUAAAACCGAAACGAAUGUAUCUUUGGUAGAGGAUAAGAAAGCUGCUGUCAUGGGAGAGGAAGUUGCCACGGUCGAGACCCUUAAAUCUGUUGACGCAACAGUAAAUGCUGAAUCCCAUGAUAAUCUAAGCAUAAGUGCAGAAGGUAUUCAAAAUGGAUCCACUGAAGCCUGUAUUGCUUUUGGAGCAGAAUAUUCAGAUUCUGCUACAGAGUUUCCAAGAGAGGCUUCUGAUGCAAUUAUGGGAUCUGACGAAAACCAAGAAGAGAAGGGUCAUGGAUGCUUAGAUCAGAAAUUAGUAGAUCAACAAGAUGCAAUGGGAGAGGAAGAUGAGAGUACUCAUGAAGCUCCAAGUAUUGAACCAACCCAAAAGGAAGAUACAGAAACGGAAGAAAAUCCAAACAAUUUUGAUUAUGCUGUUGAUGGAAGCGAUUCUGAUAUUAAAACCAAAGGCGUGAAACGAAAGGCUGAUGUCCUGAGUGAGGAUUCACUAGGAAAAGGUAGGAAGACUAUUUCAUUGGCGAAGGUGUCUUUUUCCCAAAACCCGUCCUUUAAGAUCGGUGCAUGCAUAACCAGAGCUGCUAGUCAGAUGGCAGGAUCUCCUUCAGUUUUGAACGGUAGUAGCUUUGGUGAUGAAACUCUUUCUGUUGAGAGCUUUGUAUCCCAGCUUCACGGUGCAGCUGUUGACCCUGACAAAGAAAACGUCGUAUCUGAGAUUGCUGCUGGAUUUUUCUUAGAUUUCCGAAACUCGUCAGCUUCACAGCAAGUUACCCCAAAAAAAGUUGGCAAUAAAAGAGGUAGACCAUCCAAUUCUAACGAAGGAGGAACCGAAACAUUUGAGUUUGAGGAAAUGGGCGACGCAUACUGGACUGACAGGGUGAUCCAUAAUGGCGGUGAAGAGCAAACUCCAAUGACUGAGAAAGGAAACUAUGAAAUUGUACCGGUUGAUUUGAAACCUGCUCAGGUUAAAAAGACUCGUCGACCAUACAGAAGACGACAGUCUCAGAUCAGUACUCCUCCUCCUUCAGCAUCAGACAAACCGGCGAACUAUGAUGCGAACGCACCGGCUGAGCUAAUCAUGAAAUUUUCUGAAACGGAUGUAAUACCUCCUGAGAAGAGCCUGAGUAAAAUGUUCAGGCAUUUUGGACCAAUAAGGGAGUUGCAGACUGAAGUUGACAAGGAGAAUAACCGGGCUAGAGUAGUCUAUAGAAAGAGCACUGAUGCCGAGGUUGCUUACAACAGUGCAGGAAGGUUCAGUAUCUUUGGGACGAAAACUGUGUAUUACGAGCUCAGCUAUACAAUAACUGAAGCAUUCAAAGUUGAGCCUUAUGUUGUGUCUUUAGGCGAGGAGAAUGCAGCACUAUGUUUUUCAUCCUAGAUGUAGUAUUGCUGCAGGCAUGGCUCAGGUGAAAGCAAUGGGCAGGCAUCAAGGAGACCUAAACAGCGAAGUGGAUCAGCGGAUUGGAGCUCUUGCUUGUGUUAAGUUACCUUUUAGGUUGAGAUUUUAGGCUGUGUAAUAUGAGAAAGCAUGUAAUAUCCCGAGUUCUUUAUUAUCUUCUAUUGUCGAGGUUAGAGAGAGAGAGUCCCUUUUUUUUCUCUGGUGACAACAGAUUUAACGGUUUUUAGGUGAAGUGAUUUUGGAGCAGUGUAUUAGUAGACUUGGGUGAAAUGAUUGGACCAAGUCAAAUUUAUGUUCAGCAUUUGGUUUACUUG
Molecule: messenger RNA, 7058 nt
Organism: Thlaspi arvense
Lineage: Eukaryota; Viridiplantae; Streptophyta; Magnoliopsida; Brassicales; Brassicaceae
Source: the annotation of a GenBank genome assembly